GAAACGUAUGUUCAGCUACACUAAAUCCAUUUGAACAGUAAGGGAUAGUUUACGAUCAGAACACAACGAACUGUACUAAAUGAAGGACGUUUCGCAAGCUCUUUUCAUAUUUUAUUACAUACAAUAAUUUAGUUUUGAAACUCGGAAUUUCUAAGAGCUUAAAACAUCAGGACAUUCAUAAGGACAAAAAAAAAAAACCUAAAUGAAGGACGUCUCAAAAGCUCUAUUUAUAUUUUAUUACAUACAAUAAUUUAGUUUUGAAACUCGGAAUUUCUAAGAGCUUAAAACAUCAGGACAUUCAUAAGGACAAAAAAAAAAUCCUAAAUGAAGGACGUCUCAAAAGCUCUUUUUAUAUUUUAUUACAUACAAUAAUUUAGUUUUGAAACUCGGAAUUUCUAAGAGCUUAAAACAUCAGGACAUUCAUAAGGACAAAAAAAAAUCCUAAAUGAAGGACGUCUCAAAAGCUCUUUUUAUAUUUUAUUACAUACAAUAAUUUAGUUUUGAAACUCGGAAUUUCUAAGAGCUUAAAACAUCAGGACAUUCAUAAGGACAAAAAAAAAUCCUAAAUGAAGGACGUCUCAAAAGCUCUUUUUAUAUUUUAUUUCAUACAAUAAUUUAGUUUUGAAACUCGGAAUUUCUAAGAGCUUAAAACAUCAGGACAUUCAUAAGGACAAAAAAAAAAAAUCCUAAAUGAAGGACGUCUCAAAAGCUCUUUUUAUAUUUUAUUACAUACAAUAAUUUAGUUUUGAAACUCGGAAUUUCUAAGAGCUUAAAACAUCAGGACAUUCAUAAGGACAAAAAAAAAUCCUAAAUGAAGGACGUCUCAAAAGCUCUUUUUAUAUUUUAUUUCAUACAAUAAUUUAGUUUUGAAACUCGGAAUUUCUAAGAGCUUAAAACAUCAGGACAUUCAUAAGGACAAAAAAAAAAAAAAAAAAAAUCCAGGAGUGUUGAUUUUUAUCCCGAAAGAGUUUGAAAGCGAACGAAAAAAAAAGGCUUCAGGUCAAAACUGUCCGUGAAACAUUUCAUUCAGUGAACUUGAUUUCCUUGCGGAAAGUAUUUAUAAAGGGUUUUCGAGGAAAAAAAAAGAACGUACCCCGUGGAGAGGGUCAAAGUGUUUUGAACGGGAGCCACUCUGACGUCAUCUCGGAAACAAUCCGAUCCGAGGGCGAUUCCGGAAACUCCACUUCCGCCCGUUUUUGUAACGAGGCACCCUAGCGCAUCGGGCUUUGUUUCGGAACGCAACAGCCGCGGAAAUAGGGAUUAGAGUCCAAACCUUUCGCUCACUCUUCACCGAUCGGACGAAUCGGUUCGACGAAUAUUCUCUUUUAAGACUUUUUGUGUGUGUUUUUUUUAAAGAGACAUUAAGAAAGCGGUAGAUUUUUACGGAGGACACAUCGUUUAAUCGUUCGAGAUCAUUUACGAAAGCAGAAAUAACGACAAACGAGAUUGGUAUUUGAAAAAACAAAAAACUGUGCAGAAAACGAUGUACUGAACGUCCUUGGUAUUUGAAAAAAAAAAAAAAAAACUGUGCAGAAAACGAUGGACUAAACGUCCUUGGUAUUUGAAAAAAAAAAAAAAAAAACUGUGCAGAAAACGAUGUACUGAACGCCCAAACCGAUAAAACCUUACCCGUAGAGGGAUCUAAAAUAGUUCAUUCAGAAACAAGAGAUAUUAGGAGAGCAACUAGAUUUUUUUUCGCCGAAAAUUUGUUUCCUCUCGUUCAAAGUCGUUGACGACUCGCGGAAUAACGACCAAAAGACCAUCAUUGAGCAAACGUUGCGUAGGAAACGCAGUGUCGAACGUACAAAACGAAUUGCGAAUCUAAGACGUUCUAUUUGAAGAGAGAACUUCUUUGGAACGGAAUAAGACGGACGGAACUUGAAAAUUAAUGACCUUCGUUGCAACCUAACUGAAGAGGAGUCAAUGGAUUGUGGAACGGAAUAAUCAGAAUCCGGAGCAUCGAACGAAUAAAAUACCGUCUGCGAGCGUUUCCAUGGAGUGCGGAGAUCGUCGGUCCGCGAUGUCCGAGCCUUGAGAUCGUCUGCUGCCCGGGGAGGAAGGAUGAAGAUCGAACCGGAAGUGGCGUGCGCGCUCUACGCGUUCACUUCCUCCUCCGAGGGGGGCGGGGGCGGCGGGGGCUGCUCCCCGGUCGAUCCGGGGCGCAGUGCGCAGGAUCCAUCGAUCGCCGGGUCCGGGCGUGGCCCGUUCGACUGCGAGCACUUCCAGUUCAUCGACGAGGACGAUGCGGCCGAGACCCCCUCCCAAGCGACGAAGGAGGAAGGGGGCCCCUCCGGAGGGGACCCCCUGAGCACGAUGCUGCGCCCCGCGCUCGUCAGGAAGGGUGCCGCCCGGCGGCCCCGGGGCCGCGUCUCUUUCGACGAGGCCGUCGUGCUCUACGCGGAUGAGCACGGGGGCCCCCAGACGCUGGCGCUCACCACGGGGCCCGAGGCCCCGGAGGUCUUCUGCACGUUCGAGCCACCCGACGAGUACAGGGACGUGCCGCCCUUCGAGCCGCCCGCGGAGUACAGGGACAGCGAGGAGGAGCCGCCCCAGGCACGGGACGAGCCGCCCCCGGAACCGGAAGCAUCCGAGACCACCGCCAGCGGCGAACCACCGCUGGAGAUGACCCCCGAACCGGCGAAGGAUACAACCGCCACCACCACCACUACCACGCAGGAGAGCGACCAGCUGUUCGAGAGGUUCUUGGAGGCCGAGCGCGAGUUCGCCGCCGACGACGAACUGGACAGCGUGUUCCACGCCCUGGAGGACGAGUUCUCCAACUCGAAGGGUUCCAACUCCCUGGACGACUCCUUCUUCCGGAAGCUCAUCCACCUGCUGUCGUCCGCCGAGACGCCCCCCUCGGAGGAGCCCCCCGAGGAGGGGGAGGAGGAGGAGGCGCACUCCCGGACGCUGUCGGAGGCCGACUCCGACUGCAGCAUCUCGUCGCAGGACACCAUCAUCGUCCGGCUGGGCGAGGAGCCCGGGCCGGACGUCCCCGCAGACGACCCGGAGGCGGGCCGGACGGCGGAGAGGCCGGACGAGGUCUUCGCCGAGGAGGAGCAGCCGGGACCUCAGAAGGAGCAGCGCGCCCCGGCCGCCGCCAGGGGCGCCGGCGAGGAGGAGAGCCUGAGCCGGCAGAGCUCGGGCGAGCAGUCGGUGGCCUCGUCCCAGGAUCCGCCCCAGGACGCAGACGACUCGACUUCGUCGGACUCGCGGAGCGGGGAGGUGGAGGAGGAGAUCCGGCUCGACGACAUCGGGUACGACGAGGAGGACGCCGACGACUACGACGAGGAGAGCUUCCGCGGCAUGGCGCGCGGGAACUCCAAGAUCCGGCGCAUCAUCCGCAAGAACGCGCUCCAGUGCACGCUGCUGAGGGGCGUCGAGGCCAAGCGGCGGGCGCCCCGCCCCAAGUCGCCCCUCCUCUCGCAGGAGUCGCUGGUGGAGAAGCUCAAGUGGCUGACGACCGUGGACGAGGCCGGGGACCCCCCGCCGGGCCCCUUCCAGCCCCCGGACGUGAUCCUGUCGGCGGGGGGCCUCAACGGGUCCCUGCCCUCCUCCGAGGACGACUUCCGGCCCUUCUACCCGACGCACGCCCCGCCGCAGUACUACUUCCCGGCGGCGCACCACCCCUCCCUGCCGCGCCAGAGGACGGGCUUCCCGCCCGCGCAGCACACGCUGCCGCACCGCGCCCCGCCCUCCCGCCCGGCGCCCUGGCCCGAGCAGCAGCAGCAGCGGACGAUGACGGUGCCCAGGAACUUCAGAGACUGGAGGGUGAUCCAGCGGAUCAGCGCGGGCCGGGGCGGCGACGCGCAGCCCCGGCCCCCCGCCGCCCACGUGCAGGCCGACUACGUGCGCUGCGCCCCGAACGGCGCCUGCGCCCCGCCGCCCGACGUGACGGCGCCCGGGCGGGACGAGCUGGAGCAGUUCGCGCGCCAGGACUCUUGCCGCACCGAGCGCAUCCGGAAGCGCUACAGCGUGGCCGAGGAGGACGACGACCCCACCUUCGGCUUCGCGCGCCGCCCCUCGGUGCGGGGCGUGCAGGUGGGGGCGCCCCGGCCCCCGCCCGACCCCCGGAUGGAGCCCCCCUUCGAGGACCAGAGGCGCUCCGUGUACGGGGGCCCGGGCUGGGGCGGCGCCUACGCCCCGCCCCACCAGAGGGCGUCCGUGGCGCUGGCGCCCAACGCCACGCUCCCCUACGCGCACCGGCGGCCGCCCCAGGACCCGCGCUACCACUCGUACGCCGAGAGCGUGUGGGGCCCGAGCCCCUGGGCCCCCCUCCGGGACGAGAGGGGCGCGCCCGAGGGGGCCAGCUCCUCCCCCAAGGUGUCCUCGGACUCCCUGUACCACCACCCCGCGGGGCCCGACUCCUGCGGGGGGCCCUCGCCCCGCAAGGAAGACGGAGUCAUAUACUAUUCUCUGAACGUCUGACACGAGGG
This is a messenger RNA of Uloborus diversus, 4436 nucleotides long. RefSeq lists its product as uncharacterized. The transcript is spliced from 2 exons. Lineage: Eukaryota; Metazoa; Arthropoda; Arachnida; Araneae; Uloboridae. Bases 2062 to 4428 code for a protein of 788 amino acids. The record is from RefSeq and is a predicted model, not a curated record.